Zophobas morio is the source of this 1674-nucleotide messenger RNA. RefSeq names its product transmembrane protease serine 9-like. Gene Ontology annotation, molecular function: serine-type endopeptidase activity. The transcript is spliced from 6 exons. The record is from RefSeq and is a predicted model, not a curated record. Gene Ontology annotation, biological process: proteolysis. Bases 109 to 1674 code for a protein of 521 amino acids. NCBI's taxonomy places the organism in Eukaryota, Metazoa, Arthropoda, Insecta, Coleoptera, Tenebrionidae.
UUUUGAUUGUUUAUCGAUCAUAUCUGACACGCGAUUCCUAACUUAGCAAAAAUGCUAAUCUACUAGCUAUAAAAGGGACACCAAGCCACCUAAAGAUCACUCGCAACCAUGAAGUCUUUCAUAGUAGUCGCCCUCCUAGUAGCAUCAGCUUCAGCCACUCCGGCUUUCGUGCCGGCCAAAAACCUGCUCCCUGACGGCAGAAUCGUCGGCGGUUCAGACAUCGACAUCUCCCAAGUACCCUGGCAAAUCUCCCUCCAGUACUACGGCUCCCACAUCUGCGGCGGUUCCAUAAUUUCGGAAAAGUGGGUCGUCACGGCCGCCCACUGCACCGACGGAUCCAGCGAACAAGACCUCAACAUCCGUGUCGGCACCUCCACUCUAGAAUCCGGCGGCCAAGAAGUCGACAUCGCCAAAAUCCACCAAAACCCCAAAUUCGACGACUACAACAUCGACUGGGACAUCUCCCUGCUCGAACUAGCUUCCCCCAUCGAUCUGAGUGGUAACGCCGCUGCGGUUAACCUCCCGGAGGCCGGCCAGACCUGGCCUGAAGGUACCGAGACUCUCGUCAGCGGCUGGGGAACCACCUCAGAAGACGCCGUUAACCUCCCGAACCAACUCCAAGGAGUCAACGUGGACAUUGUCAGCUCCUCGACUUGCAACGAUGCUUAUGGAGACGGGAGCAUCACCGACAGGAUGCUGUGCGCUGGUGUCAACGGUGGCGGAAAAGACUCCUGCCAAGGAGACUCCGGCGGCCCCUUGGUCGUGGGAGAUAUUCUAGCCGGGAUCGUCUCGUGGGGGUAUGGGUGCGCAAGGGCCGGGUAUCCCGGAGUCUACGGCAACGUGGCGGCGAUGCGCGAUUUUAUCACAGACACAACAAUCCAAGGAUCACUCACAACAAUGAGGUCCUUCAUACUCGUCGCCCUCCUAGUGGCAUCAGCUUUCACCACUCCACUUUUUCCGCCCGCUAAAAACCUCCUCCCUGAUGGCAGAAUCAUCGGAGGCGCAAACAUCGACAUCUCCGAAGUACCCUGGCAGGUCUCCGUCCAGUUCUACGGCGCCCACAUCUGCGGCGGUUCCAUACUGUCGCAAACCUGGGUCAUCACGGCCGCCCACUGCACCGACGGAAUCACCUCCAGACAGCUGACCAUCCGUGCCGGCACCUCCACCCUAGAAUCCGACGGCCAGGAAGUCAACGUCGCCAGAAUCUACCAACACCCGGACUACGACCGCGAUACCAUCGACUGGGAUAUCUCCCUCCUCCAACUAUCUGCCCUCAUCGACCUCAACGCAAACGCUCUGGAGAUUGUCCUCCCGCAAGCUGGAACAACCUGGCUUGAAGGUACCACGACCCUUGUAACCGGCUGGGGGACGACCGAAGAAGACGGCGACGCCCUCUCUAACCAUCUUCAAGCGGUUAACGUGGAUAUAGUCAGCCCCGCGGCUUGCAAAGCGGCUUAUGGGGCCGGAAGCAUCACCGAGAGGAUGCUGUGCGCUGGAGUCAGCGGAGGCGGCCAGGACGCCUGCCAGGGAGACUCGGGAGGGCCCUUGGCAGUAGGGUUUUUGCUAGGCGGGAUAGUUUCAUGGGGAUAUGGGUGCGGUAGGCUCGGGUAUCCCGGUGUCUAUGGGAACGUGGCGGCGAUGCGCGACUAUAUCAAAGAAACUGCAGGACUCUGA